This is a messenger RNA of Helianthus annuus (common sunflower), 2037 nucleotides long. RefSeq names its product protein FAR1-RELATED SEQUENCE 5-like. The record is from RefSeq and is a predicted model, not a curated record. The transcript is spliced from 5 exons. Gene Ontology annotation, molecular function: zinc ion binding. Lineage: Eukaryota; Viridiplantae; Streptophyta; Magnoliopsida; Asterales; Asteraceae. The coding region runs from base 1 to 2037 and encodes 678 amino acids. Gene Ontology annotation, biological process: regulation of DNA-templated transcription.
AUGAUCGGGAUCCAUCUGCUUGCGAUCAUCAUAUUAGCCCCUAUCGGAAUGCCGAGAUACUCAAAAGAUAACAUUUCCAAGUGGGAGGAACGUGUAUGCAUAAACAGUGGAAGAAAGUUUUUCAAACCUAAAGUUAGUGGAUCUAUUACACCUGCUGUUGGAAUGCUUUUUAAGUCAUUUGAUGAGGCAUUUGCAUUUUAUCAGAGAUAUGCACUUGCUGCAGGUUUUUCUGCAAGAAAAAAUACCUCUUGGAAAAAUGUUGGUGGUUUAGUAAAAAUAAGAUAUAUUGUCUGUUCAAAAGAAGGAUUUCAUGUUAGCAAAGAAAUAGAUUCUGGUUCAGUUGAGAAUAGUAAAAAGAUUGUUAGACGUAAUAGAGGUUCAAAAAGAGUUGGAUGCAAUGCUCAUGUGAAACUAAUAUUAGAGAACAAUAAUAUGUUUAAAAUCUACUACUUUGAAGAAGAACAUAAUCAUAUCUUUGUUGAAGAUGAAGAUAUUCAUUUCUUACCGGCUGCCAGAAGUAUCGAUUAUGUGAAAGAAAAUUUUAUAUCUGGAUUGUCUGCAAUCAAUAUUGGACCUGUUAAAGCAUUCAAUAUUAUGAAAACAAUGUAUGGUGGUUUUGGUGAAGUUGGAGCUAGUAAAGUUGAUUGUAAGAAUUAUAGAAGGGAUUUGAAUCUUUACAUCGGAGAGUAUGAUGCAGAAAUGGAAUUCACAUUUGGUGGUGCAUUACUUGGUUCGGAGACUGCAGAUUCGUAUAGAUGGCUUUUAAGAUGCUUUGUUAAUGCUUUUGGAAGUGAGCCUAAAGUUGUUGUUACUGAUCAAGAUGCUGCAAUGAAGAGAGCUAUUAAGGAUGUUGGUCCUGUUUUGUCAGCAAACACUGAUUUUAAUACAAGGAUGACUCAUGUUGUUUGGAAUGAUACUAUUAUUCCAGAAGAUUUUGAAACUGAGUGGCAUUCAAUAAUGUCUACUUUUGGAUUGGAAAAUCAUGAGUGGUUAAAAGACAUGUACGAUCUUCGAUUUGAUUGGAUUCCUGCUUAUUACCAUGGAGAGGAUUUGGCUGGGCUUAUGCGUGCUACGUCAAGAUGUGAAAGCGAGAAUUACUUCUUUGGUCAGAUUUGCAAUCCAAGAUGUACACUUGUUGAAUUUUUCACUCAUUUUGAGACUGCAAUGGAUAUUCAAAGGCAUGAGCAUAGGAGGAAUGAUCAUGAUACAAGGUAUAUUGAGUGUAAACCCUGGAGUGACUUUGUAUUGGAGAAACAAGCAUCAGAAAUAUAUACCCAAACAAUUUUUAAGGAUAUUCAGAUUGAAAUUGAUGCUGCUAUUACAAAGUGUAUGUCAAAGUCUGUUGAUACUGUGGGUGAUGUUCAAUAUUUUGAAAUAAAGGAUUUCAGACAGCCAUGCACUUCUUUUUUCAAGGUGCAAUACAGCAAAGAAGAAGAUGGUUUAAGUAUAAGUUGUUCUUGUAAACGGUUUGAACAAUUUGGUAUAUUGUGCCGCCAUAUAUUUUACGUAUUACGGUAUGAGGAUAUAAGUGAGUUUCCUAGAAGAUAUGUUCAUAGAAGAUGGAUGAGAGAUGUUGUUUCAGUGGGAUCAAAUCAUUCCAAUAUUCGAUUUGAUGGAAUUUGUAGGAAUAGUGAAAUUGAUAAAGUUUAUAGAGAAAUCGUUGUUGCAAAUGAGUAUGUGGUUAAUAGGCUGGUUGGCGAUUUAGAUGAACUGUGUCGUUACAGGGAUCAUAUUAAAAGUUAUAUUGAUAAAGCGGAUGAGGUUAUGGUUGCUGUGCCGCCUCCUAGUCGCAAAGAAAGAUUUGCUGAUAUUGGAGGGAACAUAGAAAAAUCAGAUUCUAUGAUUCGUGUCCCGAUCAAAGUAAGGACCAAAGGAUGCGGUGUACAAAAAAGGAUCAAGUCUAAUCGUGAGAUUGCAAUUCAGAAAUCAUCAAAGAUCCAGAAAUCGUGUCGUGUAUGUGGUGGAAAAGGACUUAACAGUCGAACAUGUAAAGAUAAGGUUUCUUCUAAUGCUAUAGGUUCUAGCAAUGCAAUGUAA